AUGGGUUGGUGGGUUGUACCAGUGCAAGUUAGAAGUCAGUUGCAGUACACAUCGUGUUGCACAAUGUUGACUAAGUUAAUAGUAAUUACCGCAUUAGUAGCAUCGACGCAAGCGGGUCUCCUGGGUGCCCCCGCCGCCUAUUCCACGGUACAAACUCACGGUAUUUUGGGCGGUCCUGCAAUCGCCGCCCCUGCGUAUGCCGCUCCAGCAUAUGCAGCUCCAGCAUAUGCUGCUCCUUCGUAUUCGAUAGCUUCACCAGCGAUUUCACACGCGUAUGCUGCUCCUGCGAUACCUGCUCUGCAAGCCAUAGCUGCUCCUUCGUACAUUAAGGCUGCUCCUGUGAUAAAGGCUGCUCCUGCUGUCGACUAUGUGGCUUAUCCAAAAUACCAAUUCAACUACGGAGUAGCUGAUGGUCACACCGGCGACCAAAAAACCCAAACAGAAAUUCGCGAUGGUGACGUCGUCAAAGGGCAAUACUCAGUAGUCGAACCAGACGGUACUGUACGUACUGUCACCUACACAGCCGAUGAUCACAACGGUUUUAACGCAGUAGUAACACGGUCAGGACAUGCUGCGCAUCCUGCCACUCCUGUGCAAAAAGUGAUUGCUGCGCCAGUAGUGCAGAAGGUUAUCGCUGCGCCUGCUCUAGCUUCUCCGUAUGGUGGAAUAGGACAUGGGCUCGGUGCCUACGGAGGCCUAGGCCUGAUCAAGGGCUAA
This is a messenger RNA of Psylliodes chrysocephalus, 717 nucleotides long. The record is from the annotation of a GenBank genome assembly. NCBI's taxonomy places the organism in Eukaryota, Metazoa, Arthropoda, Insecta, Coleoptera, Chrysomelidae.